UCGCCUCCGGCCUUCAAUCCGUUCACGCUGGGUGUUGCGGAGGCAGCUUCAGCAUUGAUUACGCCGAUAGGUUUCCGUCAGGCGUCUGUGCUGCCUUCUCGCCACGCUGUGUUGGAGCCGGAGUCGCGGUGCGAGGGACCUUCUCCCCUUGCUAUCACCGUGAAUCCACGGCCUUCUAACAAUGAACCACAAAGUACCCCAUUCUUCUCCAUUCCAGCACGUCCCUUCCCUGCGUGUCGCAUCGCACAACUAACGCAAUCCUCUCUACAGGGUCUGUUCCACCUUCUACUGCGCACCCUCGCGUUCCUUACCCCGCUGCAUACCCGCUUCGCACGUAUAUUGGGCGUGGGCGGGGGUUGCGUUGGAGGUCUGAGGUUCUGCGUUGACCGGCCGCUUCUACCGCUUCGGCACGCAGCAGGAGGCUGUGAUAAGCAAGGGUGCUUCGCCGGGUGUCUCUCGACCACCUCAUUCCAACGUCAUGUGCGUGGGGAACAAGCC
This is a messenger RNA of Schizophyllum commune H4-8, 498 nucleotides long. RefSeq lists its product as uncharacterized. Lineage: Eukaryota; Fungi; Basidiomycota; Agaricomycetes; Agaricales; Schizophyllaceae. The annotation marks the transcript as partial. The transcript has a single exon. The record is from RefSeq and is a predicted model, not a curated record.